Messenger RNA from Synchiropus splendidus (mandarinfish), 1848 nucleotides. Its product is annotated as hemoglobin subunit beta-like. NCBI's taxonomy places the organism in Eukaryota, Metazoa, Chordata, Actinopteri, Syngnathiformes, Callionymidae. The coding region runs from base 1340 to 1783 and encodes 147 amino acids. The transcript has 3 exons. The record is from RefSeq and is a predicted model, not a curated record. Gene Ontology annotation, biological process: oxygen transport; hydrogen peroxide catabolic process. Gene Ontology annotation, cellular component: haptoglobin-hemoglobin complex; hemoglobin complex; blood microparticle. Gene Ontology annotation, molecular function: heme binding; peroxidase activity; oxygen binding.
ACCUCUUCACUUCUGGAGAGACGUCACUCACUCGGCAACCCCUCCCACAUGCAGCGGCCACACACAUAGACGAACAGCGCACUUGCAGCAGACACUCUACAUUCACUCCUACAAAAGCCUAUUUUAAGGCUCAGAACGCAUUAUUUCUUUUUCCAUUCAUUGUAAUGGGAAAAAUCAAUUCAGAUUUCAAACAAACAUGUAGAUUGAAAAUGGAAUGGGACCUAGUAGGGAAUCUUGUGGCACACCACAGGUAAAUAGAAGCUCUAGAUGGUCACUGAAGAUGCCUGUUCUUGGAGACAUCUGAGAGACAUGACUGGAGCCAGCUACGGAGUGCGUCCAAUAAUGUUUGGUGAUCAACAGUGUUGAAAACAGCACCAAGAUCACAUAGAAUUGCAAUGGAGUUUUAUAGUUUAAAGUAAUACUCGCAGAGAGUAAUGAGACACAGGGAAGUGGGUCAGAAGAGCAGUUACUAAAGUGCACUGAAGGCUCUUCAUUUGCAGUGGUGAUCCAUACAAGUCGGCUCCCUUCCUUUGAAUCGAUCACGACCCGAAAAGUAAAAAAGCUACCUCAGUUCAUGGUUAAAAGGGGAGAGAAUGAAGAAUGAAAAUGCUUUUUACUGUAGUAGACUGCCGUGACGUUCUGCACUUCAGGCACUUCAUGGCGAUGAUAGCUAAUAAUGUCAAUGUUAUUUAUACUUUCUUUGAAAAUGCGGCAAAUUUUUAAAUAAUUGUAACAUUUGAUUUCAAGUUUCUAAUGUAUUGGUAAAAAGCAUGGUAUGGGGUAUUUUUGUAAAAAUUCAAAUAUAUAAUUAAUGCCAAGAUAGAAAUAAUUGUGAUAUUUUUUAACACGUGUUUCAUUUAUUCGUAUUUAAUUCAAGUAUAAUUGGGUUAUAAUGCGGUAAUGAAACAGCAGAACACCGAAGAUUCAUAUCCGUAUCAUUUAAUUCUCACUGUUAUGUUGAAUAAUUGGUUGUGCUCAGGAGUGGUUUACAGUAAGACAGCUGUUUUAGUAUCAUUGUUAAGGUACUUUCCUGCAACGACUGCAUUGAUUUUUAUAAAUAAUUAAUGAACUUACAUUGACAAGACAUGCUUCUCUAAGAAAGUAAUCAUUGAAUUACUUAUUUUGUCAUGAACAAAUAAUUCUGCAGAGUAAUCAUCCAGAACAUUCUGGAGCAGUCGAGCAUGGGUGGGCUAUCUUUGAGUCUUCAUCUCCAGCCUAUCAGCACUCAGGGCUCCUGCAGGGUGUGGGGAACCUCAAGGGGUUAAAUGUGGCAGGGACCACCCGAACAAGUAUUCAGUCUUUCUCUUUGAGCCUGAACUCACAGUAAACCAGAGCAGCCAUGGUUGAGUGGAGCGAUCAGGAGCGCAGCAUCAUCAACAACAUCUUCGCCAACUUGGACUAUGAAGAUGUCGGACCCAAGGCUCUGUGCAGGUGUCUGAUCGUCUACCCCUGGACCCAGAGGUACUUUGGUGGCUUAGGUAACCUCUACAAUGCCGAAGCCAUCAAAACCAACCCGAACCUCGCCGCCCAGGGCACCAAGAUCCUGCACGGACUGGACAGGGCGAUGAAGAACAUGGAUAACAUCAAGGCCACCUACGCCGAGCUGAGUGUGCUGCACUCCGAGAAGCUGCGUGUGGACCCCGACAACUUCAAGUUGCUGUCUGACUGUCUGACCAUUGUCAUCGCCGCCAAGAUGGGCAAGGACUUCACUCCUGACGUCCAGGCCACCUUCCAGAAAUUCCUGGCCGUGGUGGUGUCCGCUCUGGGCAAACAGUACCACUAAGCCCAGAAGAACACAUUCAGUGGAGAUCUGACAUGUUUGUCUCCCUGCCAAGAAAUAAAGUCAAA